Molecule: messenger RNA, 824 nt
Organism: Baudoinia panamericana UAMH 10762
Lineage: Eukaryota; Fungi; Ascomycota; Dothideomycetes; Mycosphaerellales; Teratosphaeriaceae
Exons: 3
Coding region: 63-824 (253 amino acids)
Biological process (GO): septin cytoskeleton organization; endocytosis; fungal-type cell wall organization
Cellular component (GO): membrane raft; cell cortex; plasma membrane
Source: RefSeq, a predicted model, not a curated record
GGUACUGUAACAAGUCGUUCCACACUUCACGCGCCCUCAACCCAUCGCGGCCCUCUUACGACAUGGCAAUAGCACGCCCCAUCCUCGGGCUUGUAGCACUCAUACUGCUCGCUGGCGGUAUUGUUUUGGAGUUCCUGGUCAUCCUCUCCGGCUCACCCGCGGGCACUCCUGAGAACCAGGUCUUCUUCCUGCAAAGUACUACCAACGGCAUCACCGGCGGCAACACCAACGUUCACAACCCCACACGAUGGACAUGGUUAGCUGUCUGCGGUGAGCAGAACGGCCUCAAUUACCAAUGCGGUCACGCCACGGCUGCACUGCCAUUUGAUCCACCACGCAACUUCGGCACGACAACGGGCAUCCCGACUCAGUUCAUCGGAACUCGCAAGUUCUACUACCUCAGCCGAUUCGCCUGGGCUCUUUAUAUCGUCUCCGUCUUCUUCGCAGUUGUGGCCUUCUUCACGGGCUUUCUAGGCUUGUGCUUCCGUCUGGGUGCCUAUCUCACAGGGCUCAAUGCCGCCCUGGCGAUGUUCUUCCAAGCUGUAACUGCUGCGCUCAUGACGGCCUGGGUCAUCAUUGGCCGCAAUGCGCUUCGCAGUAGCGGCCAGACCGCCAAUAUCGGCGUCAAAGCCAUGGCCUUCACUUGGGCAGCCUUCGCUGCCUGGUUAAUCGCUACCGUGCUUUUCUGCGUCGGAGGUGGAAUCGGCAAGGACGAAAGCAGGAACACGAAGAGCUCAUACUUUGGCCGGAAGAGGAGUACUCGUAGCAGAGGCAGCUUCAUUGACAGCGAAAGCCAGAGGCGAGUGAAGGACGAGUACGACUAA